AUGGUGUCUUCUUGGUCAAUUCGAUUGCUCGUCGCUAGUUUAGCGAUUACUGGCGGAGUCGCAGGGGGCUGGCGCGAUGGGAAGUUCAAGACGUUGGUGACGUUUGGCGAUAGUUACACGGAUGAGAACCGAUUGGGAUACUUCAUCAACAACAAUGGUUCUGCACCACCUGUGGCAUGGCAACAGCCUGUGGGUCUAGCAACAGCCUCGGGUGGCCUCUCCUGGGCGCGAUACGCCAGCAUCUAUUCCAAAACCAACCUCUACAACUACGCCGUCUCAGGCGCCGUAUGCUCCAACGAAAUAACACCCCGCUACUUCUCCGCCAUCGACGCCCCCUUCCCCGACAUCGCGGGUUACGAACUCCCCGCCUUCAUCGCCGACUCCACGGCCACCACAUCCAACGGCACGCAAUUCUUCACCGGCAAGCCCUCCUCCACCGUCUACGCAAUCUGGAUCGGCACCAACGACCUCGGCAACGGCGCCUUCCUAACCGACAGCCAAGUUCCAAACAAAACCGUAGCCGACUACAUGGACUGCGUAUACACGCAAAUCGACCGCCUGUACGAAAACGGCGGCCGGUAUUUUGUUGUUAUGAAUCUUGCGCCGCUGAACCUGCUCCCUCAGUACCAACGACCCGGCGAAGGCGGCCUCCAAUCAACGCAAUACUACCCCGACACCCCCGGAAAAAACCUCACAGAAGUCCACGGCCGCAUGCAAAACACCGUCGCAGCUCUCAACCAAGUCUACGCCUACCGCACGCCCUUUGCCGCGGAGAUCGAGGAGCGCUGGGAAGAUGCCAAGGUCGCUUCCUUUGACGUCAACGCGCUCAUGACGGAUAUCUACUAUAACCCGUCUAGCUAUUUGAAUGGAACGGGCGCGCCGUUGAAUGUCCAAGGAGUGGAGAGUCUGUGUGAUGAGCAGGGAAGUAAUUGUACGAGCACGGAUAGUCCGGAUAGUUUCAUGUGGUUUGAUCCGUUGCAUCCGAGUGAGCAGACGAGUAGGGUUGUGGCGAGGGAGUUUGUGGGGGUGUUGGGCGGGAAGAGUCGGUGGGCUAGUUAUUGGGGGUGUUAG
Alternaria metachromatica is the source of this 1071-nucleotide messenger RNA. RefSeq lists its product as uncharacterized. NCBI's taxonomy places the organism in Eukaryota, Fungi, Ascomycota, Dothideomycetes, Pleosporales, Pleosporaceae. Gene Ontology annotation, molecular function: hydrolase activity, acting on ester bonds. The transcript is spliced from 2 exons. The coding region runs from base 1 to 1071 and encodes 356 amino acids. The record is from RefSeq and is a predicted model, not a curated record.